Molecule: messenger RNA, 846 nt
Organism: Glycine soja
Lineage: Eukaryota; Viridiplantae; Streptophyta; Magnoliopsida; Fabales; Fabaceae
Exons: 1
Coding region: 1-846 (281 amino acids)
Source: RefSeq, a predicted model, not a curated record
AUGAGUCUAUAUGUUGAUGAUCUAAUAUACACUGGAAAUGAUGAAAGCAUGUGCAAUGAUUUUAGAUCAUCUAUGAUGCUGGAAUUUCAUAUGAUGGAUCUAGGGCGGAUGAGAUAUUUUCUUGGUAUAGAAAUCUUGAAGAAUAAUCAUGGAAUCUUUAUGUGUCAAAGAAAGUAUGCCCAUGAUGUUCUGACUCAGUUUGGUAUGCAAGAUUGCAAUGCAAUAAAAAAUCCAAUUGUGCCAGGAACAAAGCUAUCAAGAAAUGAUACAGGAACUAAGGUGGAUGCCACACAAUUCAUACAAGUAGUUGGAAGCUUAAUGUAUUUGACUGCAACUAGGCUGAAUUUAAUGUAUGGAGUCAGCCUGAUUAGCAGAUUUAUGGCCAAUCCUACAAAGACACAUUGGUUUGCAGCCAAACGGAUACUAAGAUACUUGAAAGGAACAACAGAGCUUGGUAUAUACUACAAGAAAGAGGAGAGCACUAAUGUAGUAGCAUAUACAGACAAUGACUUUGCUGGAGACAUUGAUGAUAGGAAGAGUACCUCAGGUUUUGUGUUUUUCUUAGGGAAUGAAGCAGUACCAUGGUCAUUUAAAAAGCAACUAGCAGUAUCACUAUCUACAACGGAAGCUGAAUACAUAGCUGCUGCCUCUUGCGCAUGUCAAUGCAUUUGGAUUAAGAGAAUUAUGGAGACUCUCGGUUUUAAUAGUUGUGAUCAUAUGCUAGUUUUGUGUGACAACAACUCUACAAUCCAAUUGUCAAAAAAUCCAGUUUUCCAUGGAAGAAGUAAACAUAUAGAUGUGCACUUUCAUUUUUUCAAGAGAUCUUGUGAAGAAUGGGAGCAUUGA